Cyprinodon tularosa is the source of this 4046-nucleotide messenger RNA. RefSeq lists its product as uncharacterized. The coding region runs from base 482 to 3643 and encodes 1053 amino acids. NCBI's taxonomy places the organism in Eukaryota, Metazoa, Chordata, Actinopteri, Cyprinodontiformes, Cyprinodontidae. The transcript has 2 exons. Gene Ontology annotation, biological process: DNA integration. Gene Ontology annotation, molecular function: nucleic acid binding. The record is from RefSeq and is a predicted model, not a curated record.
GUGAUGUUAUGAGCUGGAAAGCUCUUGAACUCCAAUACCCAGCAUGCAACAGGGCAUGGCGUCACGGGUUGGAGGUCAGAGCGGGCUGCGGUUCGGGAUGUAGCUUGCUACUGGAUGGUUCUGUGAAGUUCUAAAUAAAUAUACAGAACAAGCAUACACGCCUCGUCUCUUAUAGAAACGAAGAACAACACAUGGUGUCAGAAGUGGCCGUUGGCAGUCACGGAAUGAAGAUUUGCCACGGGAGAGCCACACGGUAGAAAGAUAAAAAGAGGAAGAGAGCAAAAGCUCGCAGCGCAACAGGCUGCGGCAGUUUUUCUUUUUUUUUUUUCUUCUCCACGAAGGCGUGUAGUGGCUGCAAGCAGUGGAAGUGAAGCAAGGGGACGAGGUACGGACUGAAAAAAAAAAAAAGAGGAUCUAGUACCUGAAUUGGAGGACAGCUACCGCAGAGAGAGGGUGGUGGAAGUCUCGAUACCCCGACGUCAUGGAUAAGCUAAGUCCACCCACUGCUAUGCAAUUGACUGGUAAUCUUGCUGAUAACUGGAAACGUUUCAAGCAAAGAUUUAACAUAUAUCUAACAGCAAGCGGUGCAGGAGCUGAUGAUGAGAAGCUAAAAGCCAACAUACUUUUGCAUGUGAUGGGAGAAGAUGCUUUGGACAUAUAUAACAGUUUCCAGCUGGACGAAGCUAAUAUCACGUUAGCACAGCUAAUGGAAAAGUUUGAAGAAUAUUUUGUGCCUAAGCAGAACGUGACCUUUGAGAGGUACAAGUUUUUCACUCAUAACCAGAAACAUGGACUUCCUUUUGAUCAGUACUUAGCAGAGCUUCACACAUUAAGUAAAACAUGUGAAUUUGGCAAUCUGAGGGACUCGUUAGUGAGAGACAGGAUUGUUUGUGGCACUGUGGAUAAUGCACUUAGAGAAAGACUGCUCAGAGAAACUGGACUAACAUUAGAUAAGUGUGUCACUAUGUGUAGGGCAGCAGAAACUACACGAGCACAAGCAAAAGAGCUACGGAGAGAUGAAACAACAGUGCAUGCAGUGCAUAAAGAGCAGAUGAGAAAAAAGACAUUUACCAAACAGAAAGAGAAAUCUGCAGAAUUUAAAUGUGGUAAAUGUGCAGGCACUCACAAACCAAAAUCUUGUCCAGCAUAUGGAAAAUCCUGUAACAACUGUGGGAAAAGCAAUCAUUAUGCAAGAUGUUGCAAAGCUGCCGCAAAGAAGAAGGUUCACGCAGUUGAUGAAGAAGACGAGGAUGAUAGUGAGUUCAUAGUGGAUGUGGUACAAGCAUGUGCAACAGAAAAAGAGGAAUGGAUAAUGCCAAUCAAAGUAAAUGAGACAGUUAUACCAUUCAAGUUAGACACAGGUGCACAUGUAAACCUGUUAUCAUGGGAGGAUUAUAAAAUUAUGACUGUAAAAAGCAAAAUUCAUCCCAUAAAAACAAAAGUGACAGGAUACACUGGAGAACGCAUACCUGUUAAAGGUGGGUGCAUCGCAACCUUUCAACACAAAGGUCAGCAGAUACAGGCGCAGCUGCUAAUUGUGGAUGCAAAUGUGCAACCAAUCCUAGGACUAAAGACAUGUACAAAGCUCAAUCUCGUCAAAAGAGUGUUUGUAGUGACGUCACCAGGUACUGUGAAUGACCAUGACUCACUCAUGGAGGAAUAUAAAGACUGUUUUGAGGGACUUGGAUGUUUACCUGGAGAACAUAAAAUAUGUGUGGAUAAAAGCGUGUCUCCUGUUGUACAUCCGUGCAGGAAGAUCCCGUUUGCACUCCGGAACAAACUGAAAGAAGAACUGGUGCGCAUGGAAAAACUGGGAGUCAUCAAGAAAAUAGAUGAGCCAACUGAAUGGUUCUACGACCCAGAGAGAAGCACUAGGAUCUCGGCAGAUGCGUCACAGUUUGGCCUUGGAGCUGUGCUGCUACAACAACAUGAUGGGCAGUGGCUUCCGGUCGCCUAUGCAUCUCGAGCCUUGACCAGUGCAGAAUCCAGGUACGCACAGAUAGAAAAAGAGCUGUUAGCAAGCUUAUAUGCCUGUGAGCGUUUCCACCAAUAUGUAUAUGGACAAGCUUUUGAAGUGGAAACUGACCACAAACCUUUGGUGUCCAUCAUGUCUAAGCCGCUGAACGACUGUCCGUUACGGAUACAGCGAAUGCUUAUCAGGCUACAUAAGUACGACGUGCACAUGUUAUACACGCAGGGUAAAUACAUGUACACCGCCGACACCUUGUCCAGGGCAGUGGAUAAGGAGGAAAGUGCAGACAGCGAAAAGAGUGCAGAGAUUCAAGCAUACGUGGACAUGGUCGUGUCGUCGUUGCCAAUAACGGGUGACAGAACAGAGCAAAUACGGAGAGAGACUAGUGCAGAUGAAGUACUGAAAGAACUCAAGAUCACAAUUCAGAAAGGAUGGCCAGAAAACAGAAAGGAUUGCCCCAUAACAGUACAAGACUACUGGAACUGCAGAGCAGAGCUCACUGUGGUGGACGACAUAGUGAUGAAGGGGAGCAAAUUCGUAAUUCCAUCCUCUCUACGGAAGCAAAUGCUCCAAAAGAUACACGAAGGUCAUCUGGGAGAGGUCAAGUGUAAACGUCGGGCAAGAGAAGUAAUGUAUUGGCCGAGAAUCAACCAUGAUAUCAGCCAGACAACAGCAUCAUGUGAUCUUUGCCGCAUACACAGGCCAAAACAACAAGCAGAGCCGUUGAUGACUCAUCCGGUGCCCCACAGACCUUACUACAAGGUGGGUACUGACCUGUUUGACUGUGAUGGAAAAAGUUACAUCCUGGUCACUGACUACUUUUCCAACUACCCAGAAGUCGGAGCGCUGCAGUCAACAUCAAGCAAGGCAGUUAUCAGCUUCCUAAAGACUGUCUUUGCCAGACACGGCAUUCCAUGUGAACUUUUUUCAGACAAUGGGCCCCAAUUUACCAGCUGUGAGUUUGAGGCCUUUGCUGAAGAAUGGGGUUUUCAGCACAAAACAUCGAGUCCAAACUACCCAAGGUCUAAUGGCUUGGCUGAGGGUUCAGUGAAAAUAAUAAAAAACAUGAUGAAAAAAGCACAGGACAGAGACGACUUUCAAAAAAGCCUGCUGAUCUACAGAAGUGCACCUCUUCAGAACGGACUAUCACCAGCACAAAUGCUGAUGGGUCGACGCAUUCGUUCCAACCUUCCGGUGAAUGAAGACCUGCUGACACCCAAAGGUGCGCACAAAGUUACACAGCUGAAGGAGGAACAAAAAGCAAAACAAAAAAAGCUGCAUGAUCGGAUGGCAAAACAUCUUCCGAUACUGAAGCUUGGAGAUACGGUGCGUCUCAGGGACAUCUCUACUGGCACCUGGAGAAAAAAAGGGCGGGUGGAGGAGGAAGUUGCACCACGCUCCUUCAGGAUUCAAGUGGAGAAUGGAACGUCUCUAAGGAGGAAUCGCACAGAUCUUCAACUACAGACGACUGGAACUGACAUGGCAGCUCAGGAGAUGGACCAGCAGGACCCAGCAGAAUCAGGAGGGUUGGUUAGCAGUGGACUGACGGCAGCAUCUGCAUCACCUGCGGAUGUGACACCUUCCCAUGUGUCUACAUCAGCAACUCCUGAAAGGCUGGCUAGGCCUAAGAGACAGAUUCACCCUCCUAAGAGGUUAAUUGAGAGUUGCUGAGGGCUUGCUUUGGUAGUGCAACUUACUUUAAAGACUUUAUGUUUGUGUCAUAUUUGCAGGAAAAGGAACAGCUGAAAUGUUGGAAUGAUAGAAGUUAAUGUUGAUACUGUUUCAAGUUAGUGUUUGGAUGCAUAGAGGCACUUGAUAACGUUUGUUAAAAAAAAAAAAAAAUGGUUUAAAGUGAAAAGUUGUUUACAGAAAAUAGUUUUUUCUUAUAGGUUAAAUAUUAUUUCUUAUAGGAGAAGGGAUGUGAUGUUAUGAGCUGGAAAGCUCUUGAACUCCAAUACCCAGCAUGCAACAGGGCAUGGCGUCACGGGUUGGAGGUCAGAGCGGGCUGCGGUUCGGGAUGUAGCUUGCUACUGGAUGGUUCUGUGAAGUUCUAAAUAAAUAUACAGAACAAGCA